CUCUACUAUCAUCUUGUCCCACGCUCAACAUAACACCAUUGCCUACUUCAUUAACGACUAUCUCCCCUCAACCCAACUCCGUACCCAGGCUGUCCUAUUACUACCUUCAGCCUUAUCCUCCCGUGCCUUCUAACCUGCCACCACCACCUUUGCCCACGGUCCAGUGACUGCGGCAGCGAUACCGCCCUUUUCGCCACCAAUGUUCCUACCUAUUUCACUCCAUUUUCGACGAUAACCCACCCUCUAUUCCAUGUCAUCAGACACGACAAUGUCUCUGACAUCAAAUUCCCGUCCUGGACGGCGGCGUGUCAAUGUCCUUCUCUACCUCACCGACAAAAUUGGUCCAGAAGUCCUCCCAUAUCUCAUCCAGAAUCCUGAUGUCAAUCUGCGCGUUGUCUCUGAGAGUUCUAAGCUUGACUUCCAACGACAUGUCAGCCCUUUAGUCAACCUCGACGACGUUCAGUGGUAUGAGAAUACUCCUCAAGACCCUUAUCGAAACCAAGCAAAGAUGCUAGGGCACAGACUCGCCAGGUGGUCAGACUUACUUUGCGCCGUUAUGGAUGCUGGCAUGAUUUCUCUCAUGCUCGCUGGCUUCACCUCCGAUGUCAUCCUCCAUGUCCUCCGCUGCUGGGACGUUUCCAAGAGAAUCACCCUCUUGCCUGAACUAAGCGUCGAUCAAUGGAAUCACCCCAUGUGGAAAAAGCAACUAUCCAAGAUCCAUCGUAAAUGGGACUGGGUCCAUGUCUUGACCCCAGCCCUGUGGACUUAUGCAGACGACCCAUACAAUCAUUCUCAACCAGGCCCAAAUCCUCUUGGCCCUGAAGCCGACCUCGAGAUCCAGUGGCAGUGGGAUGGUCCAGAGGAGAUCCUCGAGUCCAUCCAAACCGAAGCCCAGACCGUCCUCCGCUCUUCUCGCCCGAAACCCUUCUCAUCCAUUCCUCACCUGUCCCCCGUCAAUUCGGAAUCUUCCAAACCUCGCCUUCCCAUCGAGAUCUGGACCAUGAUCCUCGAUCACCUCGGCGACUGGGAGUUGGCCACCGCCCUGGGCAUCUUCACUCACAUCCCCGUUCCUCACGAGUGGCGACCCUUAAUUCCUUCUUCCCUCUCCACUCGCCGCUCCCUCGAAUACACCAUUCUCACCCAGCCCAUCUCCCAAUUCAAAACCUGGUUCACCGCCAACACUACUACCCAACCACCAACAACUCUCUCUCAAACCGCCACCAGACUCAUCUUUCGCUUCAGCAUGACUGAAUUCCUCACCUAUCUGGCAAUGCACCAGAAAGACAUUUUCUGGACCAGUUUCGGUGUCGCUCUCCUACCUCAUAAAGCCUCUCUUAUAUAUAACUCUCCCACCAUACUGCAGUGGUGGCGUGACUGUCCAGCCGUCAUCAAGAAAGAAUACGGCCAUGAAGCCAUGGAUGGCGCUUCCCGUGCCGGUUUCGUCGAAGUUCUCGAUUGGUGGCUCAACUCUGGCCUUAAGCUCACCUAUACCGAAAAAGCCCUCGAAUCUGCUAGUGCAAAGGGCCACGUCCAAGUCUUGGAGUGGUGGCGUGUCAACUCGCUGAAGCUCGCCGGAACUCCAUCCGAGAUGCCCCUCAAAGUCGGCAAAUCCAUUCUCCUGGCUGCUCAAUCGGGCCGCACCAAUAGUAUCGAAUGGUGGGAGAAUAGCGGGAUCCCCUAUGCCCAUGAAGACGGUGUCGCCCGGCUCGCCUCACAACACGGCCACGUUCCCGUUUUGGAACUCUGGCACAGCUUCAAAGGCAGUAAAAUGAUUUUUGACAAUCAAGUCCUUGUCGGUGCCACCAAGAAUGGCCACGCCGACGUACUGCAGUGGUGGAAGGAAGUCAGCCGCCGCUCCGGUUUAAGAGUCGAGUACAAGACCUGUGAUAUUGAGGAAGCUAUGGAAGAUGCUGUGGGAGGCGGCGGCGAGUGUGAGGUCAGAGAGUGGUGGGGGCGCAACGGUCUCAAUCUUGGAGUCGGCACUGGCGAAUGGAUGCGUGUCAAGACCUUGUAGAUCGGGGGACUACUUCUACGAAGCAUGAAUGAACGAACCAACGAUGACGGCGUAUGUUUGUGUGAUUGUUUAAAUAUGGAGUCGACACCUCAGGUUGUCGUGCAACACCCCUGUGCGAUAAGUGAAUUGAGUCAUGAUAUUUAGCAGGCACAAAUUGAACGGAGGGCAAGGACCUGGAUAUACCAUACUGUAUUGACUCGGAUGUGAUGGAUGACGACAAAGGAUCAGAAUCUCCCUCUAGCUUCAUAAUUCGUCACUUAUCGCGUCUUCCAAUUGUAUAUGUAAUUAAUCAAUUUGA
Messenger RNA from Exophiala mesophila, 2312 nucleotides. RefSeq lists its product as uncharacterized. Gene Ontology annotation, molecular function: catalytic activity. The coding region runs from base 251 to 2014 and encodes 587 amino acids. The record is from RefSeq and is a predicted model, not a curated record. NCBI's taxonomy places the organism in Eukaryota, Fungi, Ascomycota, Eurotiomycetes, Chaetothyriales, Herpotrichiellaceae. The transcript has a single exon.